Messenger RNA from Biomphalaria glabrata, 4699 nucleotides. RefSeq names its product serine/arginine repetitive matrix protein 2-like. The transcript is spliced from 17 exons. Gene Ontology annotation, cellular component: precatalytic spliceosome. Gene Ontology annotation, molecular function: zinc ion binding; single-stranded RNA binding; double-stranded RNA binding. The record is from RefSeq and is a predicted model, not a curated record. Lineage: Eukaryota; Metazoa; Mollusca; Gastropoda; Planorbidae. Bases 347 to 3646 code for a protein of 1099 amino acids.
CACUACUGACGUAGCUAUGCGAAAUUCCCGGAUGUUGACAGUUUUCGACUCGCGGGAAAAGUGGCGACGCCAUUUUUCAUGUUUAUAUUUAUUAAAUUAAGGGUGCUAUUGAUUUAAACUAAACAAUGAAGAACCAGUCAGUAUAUGAAGCAUUUUAGACUAGUUUUUUUAUUUGUGAAUAUUUUUUUUACAAUAAUUAAAAAAAAAAUUAAUGAAAUUAAAAAAAAAAGUGUUUUUUUUUUAUUUGGCCGAACUUUCGUAAAAAGUUCGUCAUUUUGUAGAUCUAAUACGUGCUUCAGGUUGUUUUGUCAUUUAAAAAGUUUGUUUAUUCUGGAAGAUAAUUUAAAUGGCCAUUUUGUCCAAGAUGUAUAACAACCAUCAACAAAAUAGGCGCUUAAUGAACUUUGAUUCUGAUUCUUAUAACCAAGCCUAUGGUGGGGAAUAUACAGAUGUCUAUCAUGAGACCAACAGCUAUGUACACCAGCCCACAGUAAAUAACUAUGCAACACAGAAUGACAGUUAUACCACUACAUAUCAGUAUGAUGAUUAUGCUAAUGAGGGUACUGAUGCUGACUACUAUGAUUAUCAAUCUCAAAAUAAUUUAGCCUCUGAAAAUAGUUACACGACGUCAAAAGAGUUUUACCCACCUGCAAAUCAGUAUCAGAGUAAUUUCAACCGCCAACAACCAGGAAACUCAAUUAAACCUCCUCCCAAAGGAAUACUAAAGACAAGUAGAUCACAGCCAAGCAGAGAUUGGCAAUAUAAAAAUGAAAUGAGACCUAAUGAUAGUGGUGAAUAUAUGGACACCUGGAAUAUGACAUCUGAUACAGAAUCUGCUACCAAUAAAUUGAUGGAUAAUGCAGACAUUAAAGAGGAAAUUGAGGAAGAGAAGAAGGAAAAAGAAGAGGAAGAAGAUGAUGAUGAUGAGCCUAUUAUAACACAUUCUAAAGGCUUAAUGAAUACAUUGAUUGGACUUUGUGGACCAGAAGUUAAAAAUAGAAAGCCAGAUCCAUUGCCCCCGCCACAGCCAAUGAAAUUGGAAAAUGAAGAAGAAAAAUACCUGGGAAAAAAGAGUAGUGAGGCUAUAACUUACUCAGAUGACUAUUUGGAGUAUGGCAUAACUGAAACAAUGCUGGAAGAAGCAAAUUUAGAGAUGGAUGAUGUCCCCUGCCAUGCAAGAGAUUUACUUCCAUCAGACAUUGGUAAAGAUGCAGAUAAACCAGAGUUAUUUUGCAAGCUUUGCCAGGUUCAGACAACAUCAAUGGGGAAUUUUCGUGAUCAUCUGAAUGGGAGAAGCCAUAAAAAUACUUUAGAAGCAUUCAAACAAGGCAAAAAAGUGUCCAGCAAAAAGAAAAGAAAUAUGGUUGAUCCUGCUAAUGUUGGGCAGAAGUCAGUCUCUCUGGAACUGGUUGAAGGUCUCUUAGAACCUAUCUUAGGACUAUCUUACAUCACAGAAUACCAUAGCCUUUCUGGCAUUCUCUGUGUGUGCAACCUGUGUGGCGUCAAAUUUGAUCGUAAUAUUGUAGUUUCUCAUGUUACUGGAGUCAAGCAUAGGUUACAUUACAUGAAGGAAAAGAAGCCAGCUGUUUAUGUCCACCUGAAAAAGUUUGGUGGCAAAAAAUCGCAGCUUUCUUCUUUCUUGGAUGAGCUGAGUGUAGAUGCUGAGAAAGAAGAUGGACGUGGAGUGCCAACCAUUAAGAUUUUUGAGCUGCCAGAUGGUACUGAAGAAGGUGCAGCUGAAAAACAUGUACCUCCUGAAGACAAAGAAAUGCAUGAGGCAACAUUGGCAUUGAAGCGUCAUGAAGCGAUGUUGGCUCGUAGAAAACCCGGGGCUAUAUCAUUCCAAGAAUGGGUUAACGAAGAGUUUAACAAAUCGAAAAGUAACAAAAAACGUUCACCAUCGCCAAGUUCUAUACCAAUUAGUAGACCAGACAUAGGAAAUCAAGGUACUCAAAAUCAAGGUACUCAAGGCAACAUAAGACCUCUAAUGAGUAUUCCGAGUGUCCCAGCUGGUGCAAGACCUUUAAUGAGUAUUCCGAGUGUCCCAGCCAGUGUAAGACCUUUAAUGAGUGUCCCAAGUGCCUUGGCAACUGCAAGACCUUUAAUGGAGGAUGCAGCAUACAGAGGACAACCAAUAGAUACUUUAAUUUCUGCUCCUCUUGCAUUGCCAACUGAUUUACCACCAAGGACACCUUUUCCACAGCCACCUUUACCAUAUGAUCCCUAUUUAGAUCCCACUAGAUUCAGACCUGAACCAUUCAGAGAUCCUUUUGAGGCAGCUAGAUUGGAUCCUUACGUUUUGAAAAGUUAUCCAUAUCCUGAUCCUGUCCAACGUUUUCGAAGGGUUGACACUUCUCUGGACCCAGACCCUCUAAAGAGAUGCCCACCCAAGAAAGAUACUAUAAUCAUAGACUAUGGACACGGGCAAAGCAAAUCAAGUGACGCUGAAUCAAGCUCAAAGUAUACCAUAAAAUCAGAUGGCAGGGAUGAAUCAAGGCAUAGAGAGGAAAAAAACAAAAGUGUAUCCCGCACUGUUGAUCAAUGGGAAAAUGAUAUUCUGAGAAUGCAGAAUAUGAAUGUGAAAGCACCAGAUAGUUUAGCCAUGCUUAGCAGCACAUACUCCUCACCUGAGAAGUCACCAUCUCCUUCUCGAGGUAAACAGCCAGUGAAGCACAGAGAACUUCCUUUUUCAAAAUCAUACCUGGAGUCAUCUAAAUUAAAAAGUCUUGACAAACACAGACGUUCACAAGAUCGCUAUGAUUAUCAUCAAAAAAAGCAGAGGAGUCCAGAAAGUGAUUUGUCUAGAAAAUAUGGAAGCUCUUCCCAUUCAAGAAAUAGAUCAAGGAGCCCUGAUACUGCAUCUAGAAGACAUGAUCAGUACAGAGGUUACACUAACGAUACGAAAUAUGAUUCUACUCUUAACCAGAGAAGAAGUUUCAAAAGUCCAGGAGUUGGUCAAGGAAAAAGAUCUAGGAGUCCACCACCAGUUAGCCAUAGCAGACGCUCAAGAUCUAGAAGUCCACUUGCUGGCAAAAGUAGAAGAUCAAAGAGUCCAAAUAGUAGUCGCUCAAAACGAUCUAGAAGCCCAUCUCUUGGCAAAUAUAGUCAUAGAGCCAGUAGUUCAAGUCACUAUUCACGUUACGAAUCUGAAGCAAGUAACAGACAAAGACCAAUAAGAAGCCCAGAAGUUUUAAGAAAUAGUAAGAAGCGUGAAGAAUCACCUUCUCAAAUUAAAAGGGAGAUGGAUGUCCUUGAUGCCAGAAAAGAAUUUGAACGAAAUAGACAUGCCAAGCAAUUACAAGAAAUCUUUACUGAAGAGAAUGAAGAUGUGCAAGCUGAAAGAAUUGCAGAGCUUUUGGUAGAAAUGUCAAGCUCCUGGGCAAGUGAUAUGGAACAUGGUGCUUCAGCCCUACAGAAGCUUUUGUCUAAUGCUGCCAUCCAAAAUGUGUUAAUGUCUAGUAAAAGCAAACCAGAGAGUUCAAGUUCAUCAGGCCAAUCCAGAACAGCUUCACGUCUGCCCACUUCAUCAACUCACCAGCCUAAGCCAAGAGAUAAAGUGGCCUUUUCAUUGUCAGGUAACAGGGGGACCUCAAAGCCAAAUACACUGCCAUCUGACUUUGGAGAGAGUAGUGAUAGUUCCUCAUGACUUGUAUGAAUACUCUCAAUAUUGGAUUAUGUAAAUGUCAUUUUCACAUCACUAUUGUCUCAGUACUUCAUGUGCAUUUUAUUGAGAAAAACUUGAUAAAAAAACAACACAUUAACUUAAUUUCUUUUAGUUAAAUAUAUUUUUCAUAUAUGUUCAAUAAAUGAAAAUGUUGAGGAUUACUUUUCAUUGUGGAACUCAAUGACUAUUUGAUGAAUGACAUUGUACUAAUUGUUGUUUGUUUUUAACAUUUCACUCAUUGAAAAGGAAAUGUUUUGAAAGUUUGUAAGCAAUCAUUUGUUUUAUUACUUUAUGUCAUUUCUCAAAACCACAAAAUCUCAACAACAAAAAAAUACAACCAACUUUUGGUGUGUGUGUGUUUUUUGUUGUUGUUGUUCUUGUGCAACAGCAUAAGAUUUUUAAAAUAGGUCAGUGCAAUUAGUCCAAUUUCACCAUACUAUGCCCAGACAUAUGUCCUGUAGUGUUUUAAGGCAAUGUUUAUACAUUCAUUUUUUUACAAAAUAUAUGCAGUACUGCCAACCUAAAACUUUUACACCAAGUGACCAGACCCAUGAAUAUGUUUUGUUAGCCAUUAUUCUAUACACAAAUGGCCUCUAAGGUCUCCUUGAUUUCAGUGUGCAUUGUAAAAGAUACUUGUCAUUCUAGAUAACAGAGGGGCACAGGAGGAGUGUGCCUAAACAGUUUGAGGAUGGUAGGGUGAAAAUUCAGUCUGGCUAUACUAGAUCUUACUUACUAAGGUAGCUGAUGGCACAGUCUAUCUGUUAUGUUAUGAUAAUUGGCUAGAAAUGAGUUUCAAAAGUUUGUGUUUAGCCUUCAUUGUACAAGUGAUGUUACAUUGUAUCAUUUAGCAUUUGAUGUUUAUAUUUGUUUGUUUGUUUAAUAGUUUAUCAACUACUGUAAUCUAAAAUUGUUCUUUUACCAAUGUAUAAGUCUAGAUUUAAAAGUAAAAACUAAAAUGUGUAAAGUACCCAGCCAACAAUAUUUUUAAAAAAGUUCAACUUUCUAUUCAUUUCAGUAAUAAAGUAUUGAGCAGUU